Messenger RNA from Empidonax traillii (willow flycatcher), 2100 nucleotides. RefSeq names its product cysteinyl-tRNA synthetase 2, mitochondrial (gene CARS2). Bases 562 to 2004 code for a protein of 480 amino acids. The transcript has 14 exons. Gene Ontology annotation, biological process: cysteinyl-tRNA aminoacylation. Gene Ontology annotation, cellular component: cytoplasm. The record is from RefSeq and is a predicted model, not a curated record. Gene Ontology annotation, molecular function: cysteine-tRNA ligase activity; ATP binding. NCBI's taxonomy places the organism in Eukaryota, Metazoa, Chordata, Aves, Passeriformes, Tyrannidae.
UCGCUGCCAUGUCCCGGAGCCCGCGGGCACCCAGUUCCGCCGGGACUGAGGAAGGCGGGGCUGGAAAGCCCAACCUCGGCUCCGGCGGAGCAAAACAACGCGCGCUUUCUGGCUCUUGUUUUUUAGCAGACGUCAUCGGCAGUCCCCUAAUUUAGGGGGGACUGACUCAUCACUUCUGAGCGCCCAGACCUGCUGGUGCAGUCGCUGUUUGGUGAGGCACCGGCGUUGCUCUGCUUGUUGCAGGGAGUGAAGGGAGCGGCGGCCCGUGUGUAGGGACUCCCUCGCCUCAGCCCCCCUGAAGUGUUUUUGCUGCCAUCAUCAAGUCGGUGCCUGAAAGCGCAAAGUUGGGUUUUCAGGGAAGCACAGGCAGCCCUUUGCCGAUACCUCGCACCCUCCAGUGGGAGCCGGUACCGAAAUAAUUCUGAGGAGUGGAAACGGUACCAUAGACUAAGCCUGUUUUGAUCCGACUCCGACCCACUUCUUCGGGCAGGUGUCACAGGGCAGUUGCUUGUUUUCUGAAGAUAUUUCUCCUAUGUUAGGUUUGAUAUAAUUCGAAGGAUAAUGACCAAGUUUUUUGGAAUUGAAGUUAUCAUGGUGAUGGGGAUCACAGACAUAGAUGACAAGAUAAUAAAAAGAUCCAAUGAGAUGAAUGUAUCGCCAGUAGCUCUUGCUCGUUUUUAUGAAGAAGACUUUAAACAAGAUAUGGCUGCCUUAAAGGUCCUCCCUCCUACAGUAUAUAUGAGGGUGACUGACAAUAUUCCUCAGAUAAUUUCCUUUAUAAAAACAAUAAUUGCUAAUGGACAAGCUUACACAACCUCACAAGGCAAUGUUUAUUUUGAUGUUAACUCCUGGGGAAAAAGAUAUGGAGUAUUAACUGCUAUUAAUCCUGAUACCCAAGAUGAAGCAGUUGAAUCUGAUAAACGACACGGUAAAGAUUUUGCCCUGUGGAAGGCUGCCAAGCCUCAGGAGCUAUCUUGGGAUUCUCCCUGGGGAAAAGGAAGACCUGGAUGGCACAUUGAGUGUUCCACAAUAUCGAGUGCAGUGUUUGGAAAGCAGCUGGACAUCCAUACUGGUGGAAUAGAUCUUGCAUUUCCUCACCACGAAAAUGAAAUAGCACAGUGUGAGGUGUAUCAUCAGUGUGAGCAAUGGGGGAAUUACUUUUUACAUUCUGGGCAUUUGCAUGUUAAAGGAAGUCAAGAAAAAAUGUCGAAGUCAUUGAAAAACUACAUAACAAUUAAGGAUUUCCUGAAGAAAUUUUCGUCAGAUCAGUUCAGGAUGUUUUGUUUGCGCGGCAGAUACAGCUCAGCAGUGGAAUUCAGUGACAAGAGCAUGGAUGAUGCAAAGAACCUUCUUCAGGCAACCUCCUCAUUUAUUACAGAUGCAAAUGCAUAUAUAAAAGGACAGCUGGUGUGUGACCCUAUUAGAGAAGACAUACUGUGGGAACGGCUAGCCAACACAAAAGUAACCGUGAAGGCUGCGUUUGCAGAUGACUUUGACACCUCCAGGGCUGUUGCAGCAAUUAUGGACCUCAUUCACCAUGGCAACAGACAGCUUAAGGCUGUUACUAAGGAUGCUGGAUCUCCUAGAAGCUCUGUUGUGUAUGGAAGCAUUAUUUCCUAUGUAGAAGGUUUUUUCAAUGCCCUUGGGAUGUCCUUUGGAGAAAGACAGGGGGCUGUGGGAGGAGACAACUCUGCAGUGCUCUCUAAUGUCCUUGACGAGCUUGUGAGGUUCCGCACAAGGGUCCGUCACUACGCGCUGGCUCUGCCCGAAGCAGCAGGCGCUGUGCCAGUGGAGGGGGCUCCAGGAGCCAGUGAACCCAAACAAGAGCAGAAGGAGAAGAGGAAGCAGUUAAUGCGUGAGAGAAAACCCCUCCUGGAGGCUUGUGACAGUCUUCGUGAAGACCUUGCUGCCUUCGGAAUCCACAUAAAGGACAGAGCUGCUGUUUCAACCUGGGAAAUUGUGGAAGGAGGGCAGACAGAGCAGCAGACUGAGAAAAAAAGCUGAUCUUUGGACUUGUUUUUUAUUUCAGCUGCUUUGGCAACUGUUGUAAAUACUGAUUCUUUCCAAAUAAAGUCUGUGGAACAAAAUGGCUAGCAACAA